AUGUCCCCCGAAAUAUCGACUGAAACUGAUUCACUCUAUGAGGUUUCAUGGGCCAAUCCCUUAUUUAGUCCCCAUCUCCUUUGUGCAGCAAAUGUCCUUGAGUACUUCUGUGACCUCUCCAAUCCAUUCUAUGAUCGUGAGUGCAAUAAUGAGGUUAUCCGAAUGCAAAAACUGAGUCCUGAGCAACUAGUUUCAAUGACUGGAAUUGAGUUCUAUUUACAUCACUCACAGGCAAGUACACUUGCUGAACCAGUGCUCUUUGUGAUUCGAAAACAACAGCGGCUGUCAACAACGCUAGUUACCCCCAUUGCCUACUACUACAUUGUGAAUGGAACUGUUAUCCAGGCACCUGACCUAGCAACCCUCGUGAAUGCGCGCCUUCAUACUGUGAUUUACGGCUUGAAUAAGACUAUACAAGCCCUGGCUCCUUGCGCUCGCUACCACCCACCCGAUGGAUCUUACUCCUGGGAUGACCCUAAGAAGCUCUUGGGGAGAUCUGCGAAUGAACAGGAGGAAGGCACUUCGGAG
Molecule: messenger RNA, 528 nt
Organism: Dibothriocephalus latus
Lineage: Eukaryota; Metazoa; Platyhelminthes; Cestoda; Diphyllobothriidea; Diphyllobothriidae
Source: the annotation of a GenBank genome assembly